ACAGCAUCGACAACGCUGUAAGGCGAUCCUGGGUCAUAGUAUUACGAAGAAAAGUCUCGAUUCUAUUCAACGUUGAGAAAUUUCGCUCAGCCUCUGAUGUUGACAUAGGAGUUGUAACAAUAAUUUCUAAUAGCUUUUUCGUUUCUUUUAAUGUUUCCUCCAAAGUAUUGUGUAUUAAAAAUUUCAAAAGAUACAGAGUUCCAUGUAAAUCUCGGCAAUCAUUCCGUGCAUAAAUAACAGACAACUCUGUCUUUAAACGACUUUUUUCUAAUUCGGGAUAAGCCAAGCAGGUAGUUUCCAACUUGUCAUCGGGAAAUUUACCACAGUAUUCUCCGAAGUGUUCGGGUGAAAAAAGGGAUGCGGCUACCAAAUGAUCUUUGAAUUGAAACCUGUCAUUUGCAGAAUUCACUAUAUUGUCGCAUACUUCUAAUGCGGCAACUCGGUGAUCGUGACUGCUAUUAUUACGUCGCCUCCUUUUGUUGCCAUGGGGUUCGGUGCAAAUACUUUUGGCUUCAUUUAUUAUGUCAAUUGUAUUUCUCACAUCGACAAUACCGCAAGCUGCCUUGCAAACGGUUUCAUUAGUGAAAUGUUCUUCUAUUUCUUCCAUGCAUUCAAUGAGCGAUUCUCUGUUCUCAAACACUACAUUUAUUGUUCGAAUAUUAAAAUUCCAAGGAGUUGUUGCUCCUUGGGGAAUUUUUUUCCCCACAAUUCUGUUCAGUACCUCUACGCGUUGAGGAGAAUUAUUAAAAAAUCCCGGAAUAUCUUUCAAAUCGCCAAAGAACACCCGAACUUGAGCAUUUUCGGAAGCAGCUUGGGACAUAAUCAGGUUUAACUGGUGUGCAUAGCAAUGCACAUA
Acanthoscelides obtectus is the source of this 856-nucleotide messenger RNA. NCBI's taxonomy places the organism in Eukaryota, Metazoa, Arthropoda, Insecta, Coleoptera, Chrysomelidae. The record is from the annotation of a GenBank genome assembly.